AUGUAUUCCAGUGAGCCUGUUGUGGGUGCCGACCCCACGGGCGGCUAUAGGGAAUCAGAUUUGAUGGCUGUAGACGGGACCCGCAGCAGUCCACAGACAAGUGAUGGACCUGCGGAAUAUGUCCCUAUGCCAGCUUAUGGGAGGGUGGAACCAUCUCUUAGCCUGAUUCCUUUGGUAUCGGAUAACAAAAUGGAUUCCUUAACCUACGUUAAUAGCAAUGUCGAUCUUUUAUCAUCGAAUGCCGGGAAUCCCUGCGACGGCUCGGCGAGCGUGCAACCAACCACUCCGAGUGGGCGUCAGCCCACCCCGCGAAAGACCGAUGACAUCCUCAGUCAACGUGAUGUCUGUGUGAGUCAGUUGUGUGAGAUUAUGGUUGAUAUUCUGCAGCGGACGCCAAAGAGCAUUGAAUUUGAGAAGCUCAAGACAAUUUUCUACGAAAAAAUGAGGGAAUUGGAGCAGAAUCAUCGAAUAGAGAUAAAGCGAAGCGGUAACACGAUAAUGAAUAUGCGCAUGGAGAUGUUAGAGGAUCGUGUUCGUUUACAGACCAUCGAGAAAGGCUUGCAUGAAAACUACAAUUCGGAUCUUAAAUACAAGGCAAAUGAACUUCUAGAUCUUCGAACUAAGGAGGUAUACAAUGAGAACCUCGAGUUAGUCCGAGAGAAGACGCUUCUCGCGAAUGAUGUCAGGAUUGCACGCGAACGAGAGUGUGCGUUAGACAAAGAGAACAUAGCCUUGCGUCGUGCUGUGAACGUUAACGCAUCGAUCGAAUCGGAUCUCAAGACCAAAUGUCUUCAGUACAAGAAAGAAAUUGACAAACUCAAAAAACAGAUUAAGACGGUGGAAGAUUCUAUGGAAACGGUCACGAAGGAUUAUAUAGAAUGUUUAGCACGCCAGGACACUCAGCACGCGAAGCAGAUUAAAGCGCUAACAAAGGAAAGAGAUGAUGCCAGGUUCGACGCUCUGCAGCUCAAUGCGGGGCUCAUCCAGCUGCGCAAGGCGUCGUCACGGGUGUUAUGCCAGCGAGGGGAGUUGGAGAACUUUUUUCACGACGCCCUCCGAGAGGUCAGGGAGCAGAUCGUCUGCGAGCGGCACCGCCAGCUCCUGGCCAACUACACCCCAGGCAUCUCUGGCCGCGGUCCCACCACCUCACAGGAGAUUGUGAGCUCCUCUCGACACACCCAUGCCUCCGCACUGCGAAUCGAAAAUCAGCGGCUUCUGCAGCUUAUGGGCUGCCCCGCGGCCCAUCCCACCUUAAUCCCACUUUACCAACCUCCUCAUGAGCGCGGUGAAGGAUUUUACGACGGCACCAGUAGCCCGUCCCCGACAUCGGCUUCGCAGGGAAAACGUCGUAUCGGCGUCCCCAGCGAGAGUAGUACCGGCAUGGAGGCGCUUCCCCCGAUCCCGCAUGGCGCCGCGUCGGGCUCGACGUCCGACCAGUCUUCGCAGUUGUGCGUGUUUGAGCCGAAAAUGGAAAGCCUAAAGGGCAGUUCGCCAUCCCACGGACAGCAGGGGCCUUCUUCUUCGUCGCCGGAGCGUGGCGCCCUCGUCAAGGGCAACGGGUUGUCGAGUAGACCUGGUGGCAUCACGUGGAAGACGAUCGGGCAGGUGGAUAUAUCAGAGCUCGGUUGGCCGGACAAGGAGCGGGUACUUCAGCUUCUCUUUGAGCGUAUCCGGAUGCAGCAGCAGCGGUUAGCGCGAAAAGCGAUCAUUCAAGAGGACAAGAAGACGGAGAAUAGUUCCUUAAAGAGUGAAUUGGCAGACCAUUCGGGGUUAUCCAUCGAAGAAGUGUCAAAAUCAACCCUUUUCAUUACGCAAACAUAA
Messenger RNA from Phytomonas sp. Hart1, 1821 nucleotides. The record is from the annotation of a GenBank genome assembly. Lineage: Eukaryota; Euglenozoa; Kinetoplastea; Trypanosomatida; Trypanosomatidae.